AUGAUGUCAGGAAAUUAUACAUCAUCAUCAUCAUCACCAUCACCAUCAUCAUCAUCAUUACCAUCAUCAUCACCAUCAUCGUCUAAUCAAUGGAUAGGAAAUAAAUCAUUCUAUAUACGUGAUAAUACUAAUCCAACCUUACAACAUAUCAUAGAAAGUUGUAAUUAUGAACCAUUUUUUAAUUAUAACACUAGACUAACUUCAAAAUCAUAUCAUCAUUCACAAAAUCGUUAUGAUACAUUGUAUCAUUCGAAACAACAACAACAACAACAACAACGGCAAAAUGAUGCAUUCAAUUGUAAUAUGCCAAGAAUUGUAUUAUCCCCGCCGCCACCGCCACCGCCACCGAUUCAAAAAUCAAUUAGAAAUUAUCAACCUAUGAAUGAAACAUAUUGUAUACCUAAACGAUCAUAUUCACCAUUAAUUAUUCAAAAUAAAUUAGAAACAGAAAAACGAAAUCAUUCUUAUUAUAAAUCAAUGAUAAAACAACAAAAUCCAUAUCAUCCUAUUCAAUAUACAAAAUCAUCAAUACAAAUGAUCCCGGAAACAAUAUUAUCAAUGAAUCGAUUAAAUAAAAAUCCAAUCAAUCAACAUAGAUCACAAUUGAAUCCAUGUUUAUCAUCCCAUAGAUCAAGUCAACUAAAUGAAACUCAAUUUAAACCAUCUUUGAAUGUAUUCAACUCAAAAAGAAUAAUAUUACCAGAGAUACCUCAUAAUUCUAUAAUAAAUACAAGUCAUAUAAUGAAUCCACAAGGAAGAGCUCAUUCACCUAUAAAAUGUAAUGUAUUAGAGAAUAAUAAUAAUAAUAAUGAACCGGAUAUUUGGAAUAUUGGUUCAUCAACUGGAAUUGGACAAUCAAAAUCUCGAACAAUUAGAUCAUCAUUAUCUAAUCAAAAAUAUAAAUUAUUCAAUUCAUCAAAACAACAAUUAACUCUAUAUCAUGAUGAUAUGAAUAUGAAUCUAAUGAAUUCAGAUAAUGGUAAUAGUCUAAUUAAUACAGAUGAUGAAACUGUUUCAUUAAAUACAAUAGAUGAUCAUUAUGAAGAGAAUAUGAAAUUAUUAAAUAGAUAUUCAAAUUCAUUAAAACAAUUUCAUGGAAAUAAAUAUGAAUUAGAUGGUUCAACUAAAACAUUGAUUCCAUCUAAUCAAUUACAUUAUCCACUUAGUACUUCAUGUAAAUCAUCAAUACAUUGGAAUAAAAGUCAAACUACUCAUUUAUUGAAUCAAAACUUGAUUCCUUCAGACUAUAAAACCGAAACAAGUCUACCUUUAAAUAUUCAACCAAAUAAUAUACCGUCUACUGUAAACUCAUCUCAGUUUCCAUCUUCAUCAUCAUCAUCAUCAUUAUAUGAUCAACCAACUACACUUAUUAAAACAUAUGGAGAUGAUUCUGGUGAUAAAUGGACAGUUUAUUAUCGUAAUCCAAAUAUUCCUAAUGUUCAUAUUGAAUCAAUAGAUGAUAAUAAUAAUAAUAAAACAACUCAAUUACAUGAUCAUUCUAUAUUAAAUCAAUCUAAUUCAUAUAAAACACUUUCACAAUAUUCAAACGAAUAUUCUUCACAAAUCAAUAAUCAAUUAUUAAUACCCGAUCAAAAAGAUGGAAUACCAUUAAAACAAAUCAAUAAAAUAGUAACUAUGGAAAAUACCACGGAUAUAUCUAAAAAGAAACGUAAAAAAUAUCGAUUGUAUUCAAUUAAACAAACUGAAUAUCUUAUUGAAGCAUUAGAAUCAUUAACAAAUUCUAUAGAAAAGAAUAAUAUCAAUCUUGAAUUAGAAUUAAAGGAUAUUGAUUUAGAUAAUAAACAAUCAUUAUUGAUGUUACAAAAUACCGAUAUUAAUUUACAUAGAAAUUCAUCAUUAACAACUAAAUUACGUCCAAAAAGUUUCAAUACAAAAUAUGGUAUUAUUAAUCGUCAUGAAUAUAAACGUAAAUCAGCUGGUUUAAAUCAUACAGAUGAAUUGAAUCAUAAUCGAAUUGAAAAGGUUGCUGUUGAAGUACGUGUAGUAUUUUUAAAAAUUGGUGAAAUUGAUACAUUGAAAGAAUUAUAUUAUGCUGAUGCAUUUCUUCAAGCCAAAUGGAGAGAACCAAAACUUGAUGGACAUACAGCUGAAGAAUUAAGUAUUACUGAAUUGGAACAAUAUUGGAAUCCUUUAUUGUAUAUUGAUAAUAUAUUAAGUGAAACAAAAGAUACUCAAUGGAUAAUGGCUGUACGAAAUGAAUAUGGUGAAGUUUAUUUAAUGGAACGUAGACGUAUUAAAGGUGUAUUUUUAGAAACUUUAGAAUUAAAUGAUUUCCCAUUAGAUGUACAGGAUUUAACUAUUACUGUGACAACAGAACGACCUGAUACAGAAGUUGAUAUUAUUCCUGAUCAAGUAGAAAUGUCUGCUAUCAAUAUACAAACAUUUGUUGAUCAACAAGAAUGGAAAUUACAUGAACAUGUAGAGAUUAAAAAACGAAUUAUUAAACAAGAAUAUUCUAGUUCAAUGAAAAGUCAUCCAUGUUUAUCGGUAACAUGUCGAGCAGCUAGACGACCCGGAUAUUUUUAUUGGAAUGUAUUUCUUAUAAUGUUCAUGAUUUCUGGUUUGGCAUUUGCUACAUUCGCUGUUUCACCGGAUAAAGCAGAACUUCGUCUACGUUUAUCAUUUACAUUAAUUCUGACCAGUGUCACAUUUAAAUAUGUGAUUACACAAAGUUUACCAAAAAUUUCAUAUUUAACUUAUAUGGAUAAGUAUGUUUUAAUGUCGUUAUUCAUUCUGUGUAUAAUCAGUAUUUGGCAUGCAGUUGUUACAUUGAUUGGUUUAGAUUUUGAUUUACCCGAUUCACCUGGAUUUGGAUCAUCUUUACCUAGUACUUCUACAACUACUACUACAAGUACUACUAAUACUACUGCAACUACUACAGCUGCUAUUAUUUCACCGAAUUUAAAUGUAAAUACAACAAAUCAAAGCCCUAGAUUAUAUUUUCCUAAUCAUAAUAAAUCAGAAUCAAUACAGUCUAUUCCUAAUCAUUCUCAAAUGAAAAUAUCAAAUUACAAGUUUUCAAAUACAUCUCAACUAUCAGAACAAAUGAAUAAUUCAGAUGCAUUACCUUCAUUGCAUAAUCUCUCAUCAUUAUCUCCAUUGUCUUUGUUAUCUACUCCGUCUAUGUACAAUAAUCUAUUACAGAAUGAUUCCUUUACACAAUUAUCUAAAACAGGAACACCAUUAAUGACGGCAACACCUGUUAAUCAAACAUUCAACUCUUUAUUAAAAGAACAAAACAAUGGAUGUAGUCGGACUAAUCGUAUGGCAUGUUCCGAUUGGAAAAUGAUACAACAAAUAGAAAAACAUGUAUUCACAUCAUUUGUUACAAUUUAUAUAUUGGCACAUGCAAUUUUUAUAUUUUGGCUUUAUUUCGAUGCAAGUAGACGUAGACGAGAAAUGACUCAGAAGGAUAAAGAUUAUAGAGCAACUAAACGACCAAUUAAUCAGAGAGAAUUUGGAUCUGGAACAUCAUUAUAA
Messenger RNA from Schistosoma guineensis, 3501 nucleotides. The record is from the annotation of a GenBank genome assembly. NCBI's taxonomy places the organism in Eukaryota, Metazoa, Platyhelminthes, Trematoda, Strigeidida, Schistosomatidae.